AUGCAACACCGGUGCACAGCAGGCUGUAAUGCUGUAUUUGAGAAGAAAGCCGCGCAAAUUAGCCACAGCAAGUCGUGCGGCAAACGAAGGGCGCUGAAAGAGGAUCAGGAGCAAUGGGCGAAACGUACAGCCAGUUCCAAAGCUCUUCCAGAUACAGCCCCAGGCCAUGUUGUUGUUGACCCACCGAAGAAUCCUUGGGAGAACUUGUCCCCUCGCCCGUCCCAGACUCGUAAGACAUCGACAUCCAGGCAACCCGUGCCCAAUUUGCGCAUGAACGCCGAAGCAGGUUCAUCUCUCCGCUCCCGAGGGCAACCUCAACAAAGAUUGGACCCACCUUCCGACAUUCGAAUCGAGCAUCACGCAAAACGAAAGCGGGCACCGGAACACAUCACGACCGAUCAGUACAACCUACGCCGGCGACGUCCAGGUGCAAGUGCCAACACACGCGUUCCCCUCCCAUCUCUGACGUCGAAGUCCCCAUACUUCCCUUUCCAAACGGAUGCCGACUAUCGAUUUGCAAAACUCAUCUUUCGCUCCGCAAUGCGCGACGAUGAUGUGAAGGAACUGCUCUCCCUCAUCAACAAAUGUGUCGAUAGGAAGGAUACCCUCACGUUCAACGGGAGUCAGGCAAUCCACGAUGCUUGGAAGGAUGCCUCAUGCCUUGUAACUCCUGAAGAACCUCACAAGUACAAUGUCUGGGUGCGGUCUGUAUGGAAGUGGGCACUUGAACUGGUCGAGAACCCCAAACUAGCACCGGAGUUUGUUUGGGAGAGCGUGAAAAUGUUCAAGAAGAACGACGAUGAGAUGUGGGAGCGCUUUGUCACGGAGCCGUGGACAGGGGAUGACUGGGCAAAGAUCGAGGACAACUUACCUGACGACGGAGUACCUCUCUGUUUGAUCGUCUAUGCUGAUAAGACACAGCUCUCGUCGUUCGGGGGCAAGAAGGCGUACCCAGUGUAUGCCAAGAUUGCAAACCUCCCCGCUCAUAUAAGGAACGGGAAAGGUAUCGGUGGAGGUUGUGUGGUCGGAUGGCUUCCAAUCAUCCCAGAGAAGGACAAGAAAUCCAACCGAAGCACAGAAUGGAACACAUCUCAAAGGAUGGGGUUUACUACAAAUGCGGUGGAUGGGGUUGUCCGAAGGCUCUUCCCAUGUAUUCUGAUGCUCUCGGCCGACUAUGAAGAGCAGGCAGUGAUGGCUGGUAUACGUGGAUCAAAGACUAAGCAGUGCCCCGUGUGUCUGGUCGACGAGGACAACCUUGCAACAUUCUUUACCAACUGGGAAUAUCGAAAUGCGGAGACCACUCAAAAGCUGGUUGAUGUACUUGAAAGGCCUGAUGCACCAGAACGAGUCAAAGGCACUGCACGCAAGAAACUUCAGGAGCUGAACGUCCGACCGAUCAAGAAUGCUUUUGCAGAUAUCGCGAACUCGGACCCUCACCGUGCCCUGUCGUUUGACCGACUGCAUAAUUACCCUGGUGGGCUGGCAAAAACUCAUCUUCUGGCGAUGCUCUACGAAAUUUUCGAUCGUGGUCCUUAUUCAACACCGGAAGUGCAGAAACGAAUUAAUUCAAGGGCGAGCGCAGUUCCACGAUGGCCUGGACUGACUCAUUACGACAACAUCACAACUAAAAAAUCAUUUCAAGACUCGAACAAGUGGGAAGAUUUGGCGCGGCUCUUUCCAUUCAUUCUAUACGACGGUGUGAUUGAUAAAUCCGAUAAGCCAACCCUCCAGAUUCUGAGAUGCCUCCGCAUCUUCUUGAACCUCAAUGCAUUCUCGUCGUUCGAAGUUCAUACUGAGUCCACGGUGAAAGAGAUCGAGAAGGAACUUCAAGUGUUCUGCGAAGAGAUCAAGAAGCUUGGAGAUCUCUUCGAAGGCAAGAGCUGGUUAUUUCCGAAGAUGCAUCUUCAGAUGCAUCUUCCUGGAGACAUCUUUGCAAAAGGCGUAACACGGAACUACACGACCAAAACCUUUGAAACAAUGCACCGCGCGUUGAAGUUCUAUUAUCAGUAUAUGACUAAUUUCAAAGACGCAGACAAACAGAUUCUUAGCGCAGACCAACGUGGCCAGGUCAUAGACUUUAUUGACUCAAUUAUUGACGUUCAUCUUGAAGCACUCGAGGACGCCGAGGACUGCGCCGAUGAAGAACUUCAGCAUCGCUUCAGCUUCGGAAAUGUUACCCUCAAGGCACCUCAAGGACCUCGAAAGGCGCGCCCACUGGACCAAUUUGACUUCCACUACGAGGAAGAACUUGGAGAGCAUGCCCGCUUCUUUGAAGGGGUCAAUCUCAGCCAAUCGUUGAGCGACUUCUGCUCAUUGAAUGGGCUCGACAUUACCAUCCGCAACUCGACACUGGUUCGUUCAUUCCGCUCAAUGGAGGUAGUCUACACCUCGAAGGAGUCAUGGGACAUUGAACGCGACCUGCUUCGGUGCUCCCCCUCUUUUCAUGGUCGCCCUCGCUACGACUCGGUUAUUCUUCAGACAACCACAGGAGACAUCUUUGCUCGCCUACUCGCACUAUUCACCAUUCAAGCCCCCGGAACACCAGAUUCUGACGCCAUUCCAAUCGCAUUGGCCCUUCCAUAUACCGCACCAAUUCCUAGAAACCAGAGUGCAAAGGAUGCAGGUGCGGGGUUCUAUCGUGUCAGGAGGGCUGUUCAAACAGGUGCAGAGCUGUUUUUUGCGCGUUCUAUUGUCCGUGGUGCCGUUUUAAUCCCUGUGAAUGAGCAAGAAACCGAUUACCUAGUCUUCGAUGUCGUAGAUUCAGACAUGUUUCUCCGCGUUCGAGAGUUGCUUCGCAUGCUGAUCUAG
Coprinopsis cinerea okayama7#130 is the source of this 2808-nucleotide messenger RNA. RefSeq lists its product as hypothetical. The record is from RefSeq and is a predicted model, not a curated record. The transcript has 15 exons. NCBI's taxonomy places the organism in Eukaryota, Fungi, Basidiomycota, Agaricomycetes, Agaricales, Psathyrellaceae. Bases 1 to 2808 code for a protein of 935 amino acids.